CAUUGUAAAAGCUAAAGCCCCCAAAAAAACCUUGAAAAAUCUCCCAAUCUCCUUUCCUUGUCACUUUGUUUCUCCCUCUAAACCCUUCGCUCUCUUCUUCUCUUUCCAGACUACACGCCAUGGCCAAGCAUUGGGUAUACUUGUACGACGUCGUAAGAUCGUAAAAAUAUUGCUCUCUGGUUUUGAUUCUAAACGCUGUUCAGAUCCAGCUUCAAGACUCUUAUCGCUAUAACCAGCGAGGAUUUUGUUAGUGAUGAGAGAGGGCUUGCGAUCCAGCGCCAAAUUGUUGGCGAAAACUGACGAUGGUGAGUCGUCGCCUUGCCAAGCAACCGUUAAAAUGGAGGUAGACAGUACUGAAGAAAGGGGCUUCAACUCGGCUGCUGAGAGCACCCCAAAAUUGGUUGCUUCUUGGACUGAAAAAGAUAUAUUAGUUUCUGCCCCAAAAGAAGAAACAGAGAUGAAUCAGAUUGAUGGGUCAAGAUAUGAGGAAUGUGGUGCUGGGAGUGAUACUGAUGAGGAUAACGUUGUGAAGUGUGCUAAUAGUAGGAGGAAAAGAACUAGAAUAGAUCAUCAGGGAGAGAGUAAAGAUGAUAGUGUCAAAAGACAGAAGGUGAAGGAUGAGCCUAUUGAUGGUAAAUUGCAGGUUGUUGGUACGGUUCUGCGGUCAAGGUCUGGGCAAAAAACUGAGAGGGGACAAAGUAAUGGUGGUUUUGUUGGGAAAAAGACCACAAGGAGAGGUGCGUUUGAGGAGAAGCGGGUCAAUGUGGAAAAAGAAGAGAGUGGUCAUUUUGUUGGCAGGUACGGUUAUCAUUUAGGUAACAUGAAGAGGAAAAAAUUAGUGCGCAAACGGGGGAGGCCUCCCAAGUCUCUGAAGAGUGAGUUUCAACUAAAAUGGGGUGAUGUGGUGAGGGAAGAGAUUGAACAAUCUGCUGAUCGAGAGAGUGUAAAAAAGCUAAAGCGUAAGCGCGGGCGGCCUCCCAAGUCAUCAAAGAAUCAUGAGUCUCAGAAAAAGUGGGGUGACUUGGAAAAGGAAGGGAUUGGUUUGUCUGCUAGUCAAGUGAGCAAUCAGAAGCCUAGGCGCGGGAGACCGCCCAAGUCUCAGGGGAGUGAUCUGUUUGAGAAGAAAAAGGUUGAGGAAGAGGUUAAUCAAUCUGCUGGCAAAGAGAGUGAUCAGCCUGAAGGGAGGAAAAACAUAAAGCCUAAGCGUGGGAGGUUUCCCAAGGCUCAGGAGAAUGAUGAGUAUGAGAAAAAGAGGGAUGAGAUGGAAAAGGAAAGGAUUGAUUUAUCUGCUAGUCAUCAGACGGAGAAUGAAGAGAUUGAAAAAUUAAAUUCUAGUCGUGGGAGACUGUCCAAGGCUCUGGGGAGUGAUCUGUCUAAUAAGAAAGGGGCUGAGGUGGAGGAGGAAGAGUGUGAUCAAUCUGCUGGCGAAAUGAGUGAUCAGCCAAAUAAUGAAUGGAGGGAAAACUCGAAGCAUAAGCAUGGGAGACCACCAAAGGCUCAGAAGAAUGAUGGAUCAGUAAUGAAAAUGUUUGACAUGGGAAAUGAAGAAACUGAUCAACCUGCUUGUAAAGAGGGUGAUGAAUCUUAUGGAGAAGUGAGGAAGAAGCUGAAGCCUAAUCGUGGGAGACCUCCCAAGGUGAAUAAGGGUAAAAUGAUGCAUGCACUGAGGAAAAACAAAUCAGUAAAACACAACAUACAUGUUAUGAACCACAAUGUUGGGAAUAAUAGUUCAUUGGCAGGAAAGGGACUUGGGAACGAAUACAACAUGAGAUUACUGCGAGCUAGGAAGAUUACCUGCAGCAAUGAUGAGAAGGAAGGAGGGGAAACUAAACAGAACGUAGGGGAAAUGGGACACGGUAGAUCACUGAGGCAGGCAGUGAGAGAUAAAAUUGUGGAAUUGCUUUUGGGUGCUGGCUGGGAGAUUCAAUAUAGGCCAAGGAAUGGUAGAGAAUACAAGGAUGCAGUGUAUGUUAAUCCUGAAGGAAGGACUCACUGGUCCAUCACCUUGGCUUAUCGGGUGCUUAAGAAGCAUUAUGAAGAUGGAAAAGGUGAUUCAAAUACCUGUAAGUCUGAUUUCAAAUUUACUCCAAUUCCAGAUGAGGAACUUAGCAUACUUACUAAAGUAAUGAAGAAGGUACGAUCAGACAAAAAUAAGAAGAAAAGGAAAUGGAGCCAAGAGAAGGGUGAGAAAGAAACUGAAGUAGUUACUAGAAGGAAAAAGUGGAAACUGUGCAAAAGAAAACUGGGUGCUGUGGCCGGUGUCAACUCUAAGAAGUUGAAGGGAAGAACAAAACUGAGAUCCUUGCAUUGCAGACAGAACGAUUUAGCCUGUACAACGGGCCAGGAAACAGCAGUGUCUGUCAGAGGUCGGAAGCGACUUGAAACACAUGGUAGAAAGCGAUGUGCUCUGAUGGUUCGAAAUUCUCAAGAGGGCAAAGAGUCUGAAAGUGAUGGCUAUAUGCUGUAUAGUGGGAAGCGAACUGUGCUUGCCUGGAUGAUUGAUCUGGGCACUGUCCGGCUAGAUGAGAAGGUGCAUUGCUUGAAACAGAGGAAAACACGAGCUGUGAUGAAGGGUAGGAUUACAACAGAUGGCAUUCGUUGUGACUGCUGUAGUAAAAUUUUUACAAUUGCAGAAUUUGAGGCUCAUUCAGGUGGCAAAUUCAGUCAGCCAUUCAAAAAUAUAUAUUUAGAGACUGGAUCUUCACUCCUGCAGUGCCAGCUAGAUUCAUGGCUUAAACAAGAUGAUUCUUCUCGUGAAGGGUUCCAUUUCAUUGAUAUUGAUGGUGAAGAUCCUAAUGACGAUACAUGUGGGAUUUGUGGAGAUGGUGGGGACCUGAUUUGUUGUGAUGGUUGCCCAUCAACAUUCCAUCAAAGCUGCCUAGAGAUAAAAAAGUUCCCCUCCGGGCUCUGGCGUUGCUUAUAUUGUUUGUGCAAAUUUUGUGGCAUGGCUGGUGGGAAUACAUUUCAGAGAGAGAAUGAUAAUGCUUCUUCAUUACAUGCAUUACUUACAUGUCGUUUCUGUGAGGAGAAAUAUCACCAAUCCUGUGCUUUGGUGAAGGAUGCUAUAAGUGAUGAUUGUGAUAGUUCGGCCUUUUGUGGGAAGAAAUGCCAAGAGUUAUACAAGAGACUGCAGAUACUUUUUGGGGUAAAACAUGAACUGGAUGAAGGAUUUUCAUGGACUUUUGUUCGUCGAUUUGAUGUUGGCCCUGAUAUUUCUCUCAUUGAGCCUCAUAAAGUUGAAUGCAACUCAAAGUUGGCUGUUGCAUUGCAUAUAAUGGAUGAGUGCUUUUUGCCCAUGGUUGACCAUAGAAGUGGCGUCAAUCUGAUUCGCAAUAUUGUCUAUAAUUUUCGGUCCAAUUUUCACCGAUUGAACUAUAGUGGUUUCUUCACUGCAAUCCUAGAGAGGGGGGAUGACCUAAUUGCUGCUGCAUCAAUUAGGAUUCAUGGGAAUCAUUUAGCAGAGAUGCCAUUCAUCGGGACCCGCUACACCUAUAGACGUCAAGGAAUGUGUCGCCGACUUCUGACUGCAAUUGAAAUGGCUCUAUGCUCUUUAGAUGUUGAGAAAUUGGUCAUACCAGCUGUCUCGGAGCUAAGGGAAACAUGGACUUCAGUGUUUGGUUUCAAGCCCAUUGAAGACUCGAGCAAGAAAAUAUUGAGGAACAUGAAUAUGAUGGUGUUCCCUGGUGUUGAUAUGUUACAGAAACCAUUACUGAAGCAUCAGUUUCCUGAAGAAAAUAUGAAUCCAGUACAAGGAUUGAAGCCCGCCGAGCUCAGGGAACUUCAUACCACGGAAGAUGCGACAAGUAGUUUUGUCGAGAGAUCUUCAGCUAGAUUUGAUUUGAAAGGUUCCAGUGAGACCAAUGUACCUUUUGUUGGUGAUGUAAUUGGUGAAUGUGCCGCUGCUGAAUCUGGUCUACUUUCUGAUGGGUGCUUGAAUGAGCCAUCUGAUCUCACAAUUCAGGACAAGAGUAAAAUAAAAUGCAAUGAUAAUUUUGGUAUGAUUUCUGAUAAUCUGGAUGAGAGAGAUGAAAAUGUUGUGUCCCCUCUCGAUUCUUCAUGUGAUGCUAAUGAACAAGUGGCAAAGAUUACUGGACAACAGAAUCAUCCGUCUGCUUCCAUUAUUCUGCCCUCUGACAAUGCAUCAAAAAAAGAACUGCAUGUGCAAUCAAACCAGCAUAUUGCAUCAGAGGUAGAAUGUACAUUGCCUGCGGUAUCUCAUAUUGGAUCUGAAUCUGCUAAUUGUUUAGGAGAAUCUCCACAUGCUUCAAGUGGUGAUAUUGAAACGGUUUCUUGUGAAGUGAAAAUAGAAGCUAGCAAUGUUGAACAGAAUCCUGGCUCUGUUGGAGAGGAUUCUGUGCAUGCCACUGCUGAAAUCAUUAGUUCUCAAUUCCCAGACUUGGCUUCUGAGCAUGGAGUAAAAGUUUCAAAAGAGAAUGCUGUUCUCCACGAGUCCAAGACUAGUAAUAUCUCGUAUGAUGUUGUCAAGUCAAUAUCCUCCGAAGCUCACCAAAGAGUACAAGAUGUGUUGAAUGGGCAUUCUGCUGUAUUGCCUCUUGAACAAAAUUUCAGUUCUCUCUGUCAAAGCAAUGGGCCUGAUAACCAUGAAUCAAAACUUUCCCUUGCUAUGGAUAAUUCCAAUUGCAAUGAUCUUUGUCAUGUGGUGGCCUCUGAUAUCAGUGGGGAACCCAAUUUGCAUGGGUUCACGAGUAAUGCACUUUGCAUGUCUACUGAAGUUGCAUCAAGCUCUUGUGGAGAUGGUGUCUAUGACCUGAAAGAUGUGUAUGCCAAAACUCAAAAUGAUGCCCUUACUGUUGAUGGGGGUUUAGCUUCUGAUAAGGCUCAUAUGAAUACCAAAUUGUUAAAGCCCUCAGGUUCUGAUUUAGAGCUUGAUCAUGCUAGUAGUUCGAGCUCUGCUUCUGGUGUUGCUCUUCACUGUGCCUCUGGCGGGAGCAAUUCAUGUGGUGCACCUGAGGUGAUAAUUCUAUCAAACCAGGCUAAUUGAUUUCUGUUUAAUUCUUUUUGCAGUAGAAAUCAGGUGUUCUUUGGACAACUGGCACCAAUAGAUUUUCUAGACUUUUCAUUAAGCAGAGUUUGUCGUGUCUUGGGAUGCCAGCAUAGCACUUGAACAUUUCAUUAAGUGGUGGUGAUAGCCUCUGCCGGUUUUCGUCAACAAAUUUGUCAUUUUGGCAAUCUAAUCUCAAGAGUGUAGGGAUUUUUUUUUUCCCCUGUUGUCUUCCCCUUUGUUAUGUACAGUUUCAAAGAUCAGCAUUAGUGAAGUAGUGUAGUUUAGCAUGAUGUGAAAUCUAGACGCAAUCGAGGGCUGUGAAUUUUGGACCUCUCUUAUGCUUAUUAUUGUAAAUAGAACAAGUCAUUGUCGAAUUAAUGAAAAUAUUCAUUUCUUUUC
Molecule: messenger RNA, 5404 nt
Organism: Hevea brasiliensis (rubber tree)
Lineage: Eukaryota; Viridiplantae; Streptophyta; Magnoliopsida; Malpighiales; Euphorbiaceae
Exons: 10
Coding region: 254-5002 (1582 amino acids)
Biological process (GO): negative regulation of DNA-templated transcription
Molecular function (GO): acyltransferase activity, transferring groups other than amino-acyl groups; DNA binding; transcription corepressor activity
Source: RefSeq, a predicted model, not a curated record